AUGGUCGAAGAGAAAGUUCAAGAUAAAUUGUCAACAACAAGUGGUCCAAAUAUUGGGAAUAGCAAAAAUAUGUUCGAUGUUACAUUCAGUUGCGGUGUAAGCGAUGCUGUUUUAUGUAAUAAGGUUAAGACUGCUUUCAUGACAGCUGGUGAAAUCAUUUCCUCGAGCUUGAUUUUGAAUACGGUUGUAACUGUAAAUGCUACAUUCACAGAUUUUUGUGCACAAAAUGUUGUUGAUUGCACUACACAAUCCGGCUUUGUUACUUUGGGAGGGGCAUCGCCAGCACGUACAAUAUUUUUACAAGAUGAUGAUGGAUUUGUAAGACUAUAUCCACAAGCACUAGUCAAACAAUUUCAAUUUCCAAAACAUCCAGGAUUUGGUCCAUUUGAUAUAUUUGCAAUGUUUAAUUCUGUCGGGUCAAAAUAUUGGUUUCAAGGUGAUCCUCCAAUAACCCCCGACCAACAAGAUUUCUUGUAUGUAGUGUUGCACGAAAUGGUUCACGGAUUAGGAUUUUCGUCAAAUUGGCUAAACGAUUUCUCAGAUGGAAUGACUCCUCAGGCAUCGUUGAGUGGAACAGAUCCAAAUGCGCCACUGGUUUUUCUUGGAUUUAUAGAAUCGGCAUUUGAUAAAUAUAUGAUAAACAUACCAAAAGGAACUCGAAUCUCGGCAUCAACCGAUCAAUUAAAUAAAUUUUCCGGUAAACCAAUUCCAAUAAAUACCGGUUUACCAUUUAAAAAUCAAGAUGAUUUUGUGAAUGCAUUCACUUCAUCACCAAACUACAAAUUAGCACAAAAUAUGUUAACAUUAUCAACAACUCCAAACAGUCUAGGAUUUUUACCACAUGAUACGAAUAAAGCUGACGAUUCAAUAGUGUUGGAGACCUCUUUGACACCUUUCCAACCUGGUUCAAGUGUUAGUCACGUGGAUUAUAAAACAUACAACAACACAAGUGAUUUUCUUAUGAAGUUUUUAGCAGAUCGUGGAACAGAUUUAAAUACAUUGAUUACAAUCCGCAGUGCUAACAAAACCGAUCAAAACGAUCUCAGAUUAGCGAUUAGUCCUAAAUUAAUACUUCUCUUGGAAACCUUGGGAUACACAACACCAAAUCAUCCAAAUCCAUACAAGCCGACCAUAGACAUUACUAGUAAUUCCUUAAAUUCAACCGAUAAUUCUAUUCAACCUGGAUCAACAGCAGCAACAAACACUGAUAACGCUAAUAAUACGAAAUCAGAUUCCAUGAUAAUUAAACCUAACUUAAUACUUACAUUCACUUUAAUAAUACUUUCAAUAUCAAUAAAAUCAAAAUAUUGGCCAUAA
Entrophospora sp. SA101 is the source of this 1317-nucleotide messenger RNA. The record is from the annotation of a GenBank genome assembly. NCBI's taxonomy places the organism in Eukaryota, Fungi, Glomeromycota, Glomeromycetes, Entrophosporales, Entrophosporaceae.